GGGAGAGUUUCUCGUUUGAACAUCGAAGGAUUUAAGCUUCCAAUUUCCCAAUUUCUAGGGUUUCAUUCUCGCAAAUUCCAAUCCAUUCCUUCCUUCGGAUAGGUAACAAUUCUACCCCCUGGCUUGCUGCUAUUCUCGUAGGAUUAAGGAUUUUCAAUUUUCCCAAGAAUUCACAAUGGUGGUCAGAUUCUGGAUUUGUGUUUAUUUGCCCUAAUUUCGUGAUUUCGUAUCUGUGAAAUUGUAAAACUUGUGAGAGAAUGGAAAGGGGGAAAAUGACUUCAGACCAGGUCGUUGCUGAAUUGAUUGGCAUGGGUUUUGAGUUUGACGAUGUAAAAGAAGCCAUUAAGGCCGUAGGUCCAUCUUUGGAUGACGCAGUUGAGUUUAUCUUAAAUGGUUGUUGUAGAAAGAGUAGAAAUGUAUUGGGUAGUUCUACAAGUUCUCUGGGUGGCAGCACAAGCAGCAAGAAAUCUGCUGGUAAAAUGCGGCAGUUAAGCAUCAUUGAGCACUUACAAUGUGGACGUAAACCUAAUAAAAGUAGCAAGUUCACCAAUGAACCUCACUUAGUCAUGCCUAGCUCAGUGAGAUUGCUUGGGACUGCAUUAGGAUCAAAAGAAUCUCUUCCAGAGACUUCGAAUGCAAUAAUACCAUGUUACAAAGAUGAAGAUGACAUUGGUCGGUCAGAUUGGGAAAUGGAAGUUAAAAAUAUACUAAACAAGCAUUUUGGUCAUUCAUUUUUGAAGCCUUUUCAGAAGGAAGCUCUGGCAGCUUGGAUAGCUCAUAAAGACUCGCUUGUUCUUGCAGCAACAGGAUCAGGGAAGUCUUUGUGUUUUCAGAUCCCGGCGUUAUUAACAGGGAAGGUGGUGGUUGUUAUUUCACCACUAAUAAGCUUGAUGCAUGAUCAAUGCUUGAUGCUUGCAAAACAUGGUGUGUCGGCUUGCUUCCUUGGAUCUGGUCAAAUUGAUAAGAGUGUUGAAGAGAAAGCAAUGAAUGGCAUAUAUGGAAUUAUCUAUGUCUGCCCAGAGACAGUACUGAGACUAAUAGGAUCACUUCAGAGGCUUGCAGAAAGCCGUGGAAUUGCACUGUUUGCAAUUGAUGAAGGGCAUUGUGUUUCUAAAUGGGGACAUGAUUUUCGACCUGACUACAGGCGAUUGUCCAUACUUAGAGAGAGCUUCAGUACUGAGAAUCUCAAAUUCCUAAAGUUUGACAUACCGCUUAUGGCGUUGACUGCUACUGCAACUAUUCGUGUUCGAGAUGACAUUCUCAAGUCACUUUGCAUGUCAAUGGAUUCAAAGAUCAUAGUCACUUCAUUUUUCAGGCCGAAUCUUCGUUUUUCAUAUUUUCAGGUGAAGCACAGUAGAACAUCAUCUUUAUCUUCCUAUGAGAAAGAUUUUCAUGAGUUGAUAGAGAUCUUCACAAGAAAGAAGAAAUUUGGCAAAGCACAUCAAUUAAUGUCGAAAAAUCUGGAGCAUGCACCUGACAACAUGAGCAGAACAGCAACUUGCGACAUGUUUGAACCAGACACAAUAGAUGAUGAUGAUGCCUUUUCUGAAAGUGAUAGUGAAGUAGGCAUGUCAAAUGAGUGUAGAUCUGCAAGUUCAAAGGACAAGAAAUUGUCUGUUGAAUACCUAGAAGAUGAGUGUGAUGUUUUUCAGGAUACAGAUGAUUUAGAUGUUUCUUGUGGUGAAUUCUCUGGACAAUCAACUGCCAAGAUUUUAAAUGAAUCAGAUUCAACUGAUGCAUUUGAUCUACAGAGCAGAUCGGAAGAGAGACUGAAACUUCAACUAGGACCACUAGAGGAGGGGCCAACUAUCAUAUAUGUCCCUACCAGAAAAGAAACUUUAAGUUUAGCCAAGCUUCUAUCCAGAUUUGGUGUCAAAUCUGCCGCAUAUAAUGCAAAGUUGCCCAAAGCACAUCUAAGGCAAGUGCAUAAGGAAUUUCACGACAACAUUUUACAGGUGGUGGUUGCAACAAUUGCUUUUGGGAUGGGUAUUAACAAGUUGAAUGUUCGAAGAAUUAUUCAUUAUGGAUGGCCACAGAGCUUAGAAGCAUACUAUCAGGAAGCAGGUCGAGCGGGGCGGGAUGGAAAAUUGGCAGAUUGUGCAGUUCUAUAUGCUAAUCUGACAAGAAUACCUACACUUCUGCCAAGUCAGAGGAGUGAAGAACAGACAAAACAAGCAUAUAAGAUGUUGUCUGACUGCUUCAGAUACGGAAUGCAUACAUCUUCUUGUAGAGCCAAAAUGCUUGUGGAAUAUUUUGGCCAGGAGUUUGUCCAGAAGAAGUGUUUCUUGUGUGAUAUCUGUACUAAGGGGCCUCCGGAAGCACAUAAUUUGAAGAAGGAGGUCACAAUUUUAAUGCAGGCUAUCAUAUCUCACAAUGGACAAAACAGGUUUCAAGAUGUCUCAUACAAUGACGCUAUAGAACCUGGUGUUAGUUGUAGGAGAUUUGUGGAGAAAUCAAACUUGAAGAGGCUCAUUAGCACAAUAAGAGAACAGGACUUCUCCUUCUUACAUCAAGCCGAUUAUUCCUUCAAUAUUUUUCAGCAUCACGAGUUCAUUUCAAGUGAUCUUUUGUGGUGGCAAGGUCUUGCCCGUGUUUUAGAAGAUAAAGGAUUUAUUAAGGAUGGAGAUGAUAAGGCUCAUGUUCAGAUAAAGUUUCCAGAACCAACAGAAUCAGGAUUACAACUGUUGAGAUCUGAGAACAGACCAUUUUAUGUUUAUCCAGAAGCUGAUAUGAUGCUGUCUAUGAGAAACCGCAAACCGUAUUCUAGUUUUGCAGAAUGGGGCAAAGGUUGGGCUGAUCCUGAGAUCCGCCGUCAACGGUUAAAGAGAAAGAGAGAGGGAUCAUGGAAAAGGCCAAAGGAAAGGAAGAUGGUCAAACCCGAUAUGAAAACAGUUCGAGGAAGGUUGGUUGCUAAGAUUCUAAAAAGGAGAUGACGAUUGAGGUUAGCUAUUACUAUUAACUCAAGUCUUCCUUUUCCUUUUGGGGUCCAAGCACGUCAGAUUUAGACAUGUCUUUACUCACGAUCAAAUUUAUUUUGACCAUGAAGUGUAUGGUUCUUUUCUCUUGGAAACCAAGACUUGCUCAACCUCUUGAAUUCUUGAGUUUUGAUCGGGAAAGGGAAGUUGUUGCCACCAUCCAUUCUGAGAGUAACCAACUGGGGGGUAGGUUAAUUAAGGUGACUUGAGAUUUGGCGUCCAACAUCAGAAAUCAUGAAUUCUUGUAAGAAUUCUAUUUUCUUUUUACAUUCUAUACAGCAAAGUGCUGUGGGACUGACAAGGGGAAAAAUCCACUUUUUGUCCCCAAACUUUUAGACGCACUACAUUUAGCAUAUGAAUUAAUUAUUUUUUGCCACAUUUAGUCCAAAAACGGUAAAUUGUUUAAUUUGGAUGGAGAAAGUCACGUGUUUGGCACGUGGCUGUUAAGUAAAAAUAAUUUUUCAGUCAAAAUCAACGGCCACGUCAGCAUUCUUCAUUCAAAUUGAAUAUUUUAUCCUUUUUGGACAAAAUGUGGCCUAAAAUAAUUCAUUCAUGUACUAAAUGUGGUGCGUCUAAAAGUUUGGGGACGAAAUGUGUCCCUAACUCAAAAUUUAAGGACGAAAAGUGGAUUUUUCUCGACUACAGGACGCCAAUUUCAUCCAAGUAGCCGAGUUCUCAAAUUUUAUUUGGAUGAGAAACAGGAAAGAAAUGUAGGUGAAAUCUUUCCUUGCACCAAAUAAUAUAUAGUCUAAAGACAACCUAGAUCAAGAUGUGAUCUCUUGUUUUUAGUUGCAUAGUUCAGAAAUCAGCUAGAAACAUAAAGAAUACAUGUUGUCCAAGAAAACCAGAUUUGUAGCGCUUUCUCUAUUUUGAUACUUGUAAAUUUACGUGUUUUCUAAGCUGCAAAAUGAAAGCUAAUUACCAGAAGCCUCACUCAUUUACUCUGAAAUGAAUUAGGAAAAGACAAGAAGACCAGAUAUGAAAAUUAAGAAAGUUGCCCAUAGCAAGUUAGUAGUUACCUCGCGUUAUGGCAUAGAAUCAGAGGUCCUUCCUCGGUUUCUUUGAUAAUUUAUUUUAGAUGUAGCAAAUAAAGCUCAUAAAUGGACCAUUAUGGGAAAAUUGUUGUUGCAAAAUUAGGAUUCUCAGCUUCAUUGUUCUUAUGUUUUGCACUUUUACGGAAAAAAAGGAAAAAAAAAAAAGGGAAGUGGCAAAACAAGAAAAUAACUCAAGACAAAUUAAGAACGGUGAAUGAAGCCUUGGGAGAAGCUGAGCAAGGAGAAGUAGAGUAUGAAGAAAGGCGUGAUGAUCGAAUACUUAGCCAAAUAUGCUCUCGCUACUUUGUAAAUCAAGACAAUCAAACUUUUCAAUUGGGAAGCAUUAGAGGGCAACCAAUAGAUUAAAAAAUUUCUCAUAACUAUGCAUAUUGAAUAUAAGUAUGCUAGUAAAAUAAGAAACUAACUACUUUUUAAAAAAGGAAAUAGGCCUAUAAGUUGGAACAUACAUAAAAAGAAAGUGAGCAUAUCUUUAUGGGACAGAACAAGUAACAUUUAAAAAGUAUGACGGAGAGAUAGUAACAUUUAAAAAGUAGGGUAAACAACAAAAAAGCCCCCUGUGAUUAAGCAAUCAUACAUAAAAGUUCCCUGUAAUUUCAUAUCAUACCAGUCGAUACCCCGUGAUUUGAAUUAACCUGCAAAGUGGAUGGAAAUCGUUAAAACAGACGGAGUUGAGUGAAUAGACGAAAAUACCCUUUUGAUAUAAGCGAAAAUUGCAGAAGUAAUUUUGCACUUUCAUUCUAUCGAAACCAACGAAGAGAGAGAGAAAGAAAUAGAAAACCCUAGAGAGACAUAGAGCAGCCCCUUUUCUAGCCAAUUUUCAACAAAAUUUUUGAUUGUUAUUUCAAUCAAAUAUCAAGAUCGACGCAGAAUACAAGGAAGUUAAGAUUUGCAGUAAAAAAUCAAAGAAAAAAUGGGAGUGUUGGUCGAGAGCCUUUGCCUAUAUAAACUGACCAGUCUUGGCAUAAUGAUCCACCCACGAGCAGCUUAGUGCUAUACUGGCAUAUGAAUUGUUUCAAACUUGUUAGCUAAAGAGCAACUUCAAAAUGGGUCAAGGUGGGAGUUCUGGAGGAGGAGCCAAAGGCAGUGGAGGCAACGGAGGAGGGAAAGGAAGCUCCGGUGGCGGUGGUUCAUCUAAAGGCAGCGGCAGUGUUGGUGCUGGCGGUGGAUAUAUGAAAGCGCCUGGUGGUGGUGGCUCAUACAUUUCAAGAGCCGGAUUUGAGGCAAAUCCUCGAGGAUAUUUCUCGGGUUUACGUGGCGGCCAGAAGGGCAAAUGAACUUGUAUAUUGAAUAAGAUGUUAGAAUCUAUUAAAUAAACGUCAGCUAUUUGUUGAAUUAUCAGCUUUGCAUUGAACGAUUUAUAUUGCCAGGAAUAUUUGCUUUCAAUUUUGACAUCUUUUUUAUUUUGCAAUUAUAAAAGGCAAUGCUUUGAAUUGAA
Molecule: messenger RNA, 5465 nt
Organism: Coffea arabica (coffee)
Lineage: Eukaryota; Viridiplantae; Streptophyta; Magnoliopsida; Gentianales; Rubiaceae
Source: RefSeq, a predicted model, not a curated record